AAUCAGCAUGUCCGGUCGCGGUAAAGGAGGUAAAGGUCUCGGAAAAGGAGGCGCCAAGCGUCACCGAAAAAUCCUUCGUGAUAACAUCCAAGGAAUCACUAAGCCAGCCAUCCGUCGACUUGCUCGCCGUGGCGGUGUCAAGCGAAUCUCCGGCUUGAUCUACGAAGAGACCCGUGGUGUUCUCAAAGUUUUUCUCGAGAACGUGAUCCGUGAUGCUGUGACAUACACGGAGCACGCCAAAAGGAAGACUGUGACAGCCAUGGAUGUGGUGUACGCUUUGAAGAGACAGGGCCGCACUCUGUACGGAUUUGGCGGUUAGACAGACCAUCCUGCCACAAUACAAACGGCUCCUUUAGGAGCCACCAAAUACAAAGAAAGUCAUGAUCAAUACACAUGUAUGUUUUUUUACGAACGCUUAUAUCUCGCACAUACAGAUAAUUUGCCAAGGGAAAUAUCUGCACCAUCCGCACGCAAUACGAUAUGGGGCAGUAGCUCGGACAAAGAACGUUGCGCGCAUACGAAGAACAAUCGAAAUCUCGUUGGCAUUACUUGCCCGCUUUCUCUUUUCCCUCAACCUUCCCUCCUUCUAACCUUGUUUCUACAGUUGAAUACUUUUACAACCAUUAGGUUUUUCCAUAAAGCUAUUCAUAAUCCAAGAGCAUUCUUCGCUUGUUGCUUGUUAGUUACCUACAUCACUUUCCUUUCCGAGUGUUCUUUUAUGAAUCGCCUGAGUAUAAAUUGACUAUAAAAUCAGGAUCAAACCAGCUCAAUUUCAAACUGAAGUUAGACGCUAUUUCUUAUAACCGCCAGUAACGUCGGCAUCAAAGAUUCAACGAUAAACAAUUUUGGCGCGCAAUUCACGCCUGUUUGCGUCGAGUAAAAGUUCUGAUGGCGUUAUUUCUAAGAUCUUGUCUCUGUACGGAUAUGGCUGUUAGAUAGACCCCCCUGACACAAUACA
This is a messenger RNA of Pocillopora verrucosa, 958 nucleotides long. The record is from RefSeq and is a predicted model, not a curated record. NCBI's taxonomy places the organism in Eukaryota, Metazoa, Cnidaria, Anthozoa, Scleractinia, Pocilloporidae.